Molecule: messenger RNA, 1039 nt
Organism: Cuscuta campestris
Lineage: Eukaryota; Viridiplantae; Streptophyta; Magnoliopsida; Solanales; Convolvulaceae
Source: the annotation of a GenBank genome assembly
UCUAUAUUCGUUCCACAAACUUCCAAUUAUGGUUGGUUAUCAAAAACGGGGAAGAGGUGCCGAUGAAGAAAGUCGGAGAUAAGUUGAUCCCCAAGACCGAAGACGAAUUUGAUGCCGAAGACAUCAAGAAAGUAGAGAACUAUGCAAAGGCGAUUAACAUGCUCUACUGCGCGGUUAACCCCGAUGACUACCGCAAGAUCUCCUACUACUCAACCGCCAAGGAGAUGUGGGAUAAGCUUGAGGUGAUGUACGAAGGAACGGACCAAGUACGUGAAGCCAAGAUCGACUUUCUCACCCUAGAUUAUGAGAUGUUUAGGAUGAAGGAGUACGAAAAGAUCGAUGACAUGUUCGACCGCUUUUCCAAGAUAAUCAACGAUCUUCAUGCAUUAAAGAAGACCUACACUGAUAGGGAUCUUGUGCGAAAGAUCUUACAGAGCUUGACAUCCGAAUGGCGAUCUAAGGCCGAUGCCAUCUAUGAGUCAAUCGGCACAUCAAAUGUCACCAUCGAUAGUUUAAGAGGUAACUUAAAAACGUAUGAAUCUACUAUACUCAACCCGCCUUUGAAUGACCAAAGGAAAGGCAUAGCGUUGAAAGCCUUCAAAGAACCGACGAUGAAUGACUCAAGCAACGAUGAUGAAGUCAAGCUUGUCAUGAAGAAGUUUUGCAAACUUCUAAAGAAGAAAGAAAAGGUUGAGGAUGACCCUGUGUGCUAUGGAUGUGGUGAAGCCGGGCACAUCAAGAACAAAUGCCCAAGAAGCGGAAGGAAUGCUCGUCACUUCAAAAAGCAAAGAGCAUACAUCUCUUGGGGUGGAAACUCUUGAGAUGAGUCAAGCGAGCAAGAGGAAGACGAGGAAGCAAACCUUUGUCUCAUAGCUCAAGAAGAAGAGGAGUCAUCCAACGACGAAAACCAAGAGGUAUGUAUUUCUUUUACCGAUUCUUAUUCUUUUGAAGAAAUGCAAGAAGCUCUUCAAGAGCUUUAUGACGACUUUGUUAGCGCUUCUAAAACCAACAAAGUUUUAAAGAAACGUUUUUCUAAUCU